Eufriesea mexicana is the source of this 1987-nucleotide messenger RNA. Its product is annotated as probable inactive tRNA-specific adenosine deaminase-like protein 3. Lineage: Eukaryota; Metazoa; Arthropoda; Insecta; Hymenoptera; Apidae. Gene Ontology annotation, cellular component: nucleus; cytoplasm. Gene Ontology annotation, molecular function: tRNA-specific adenosine-34 deaminase activity. The record is from RefSeq and is a predicted model, not a curated record.
GAUCGGAAAGUCAGAGGAAGCGUUAUGUUAAAAGUAUCAGAAGAUAGAGCUUCGUACAGAUCGAUGAGGAUGAACCGACGAAAAGUGAAGGCACCGUCUUUUCAGGGAAGAUGGCGAUCACCUCGCACAAGUGCAGCAAGGAGAGCAAAGUGGAAAUGUCGACUAGAAGUUGGGUAGCAAGACCGAUCUUAAGCCCUGACAUCACGGACGACCCACCUCUCGAGGAUGUUUACGUGGGUUUGCUUAAGCAGAAAAGGGACAUCUCGACUGCGAUUCAGUGUAUCGCACCCAUUCUGCCGGGCUUCCAUCAUCUCAAACGCUGCUUCUCGCAGAGGCUGCUAUUGGCACCGUUAAAUUCCGCGGAACUGUUAGCAGGAAACAAGGAAUGCGACACUUUGACUGCGGACAAAUUGAGAACGCUGCUAAGGGACGGAGGAUUCGAUCUGUCUCUGUUGGAGGAUGAUUUUCAGAUUUUAAAGGUACCAGCGAAAGCAGUGAAGACGAAAGCACAAGCAGCGCGGGCGUCGAGCAUUUGGCCCUUGAACUUUCAUCCGGAUCCUAAUAUCGAGAGUCUGAUCGAUGGAUCGGUUUUCACGGAACAUCAAUUAGACCUGAUAGAGAGGUAUAUGAUCGUCGUGGUGGAGACAGCGAGAUUAGAAGCUGUCGGCGAUCGGAAUUGCAACGGCAGCGCCGUGAUCGUUGACCCAGAGGAUGGGAGGAUCCUCGCGAUCGCAGCUUCCAAAAUCGAUCAGCAUCCGAUGUGGCACGCAGCUAUGCUAGCCGUGGAUCUCGUUGCCAGGCUUCAGGGUGGUGGUGCUUGGAAAUUGGAAGAAAAGUCGGAACAGAGUACCAGCGAGUCGAAAACGGCAGAGCCUGUUAACGAAAGAGAAACGGAGGACUAUGUAGCCAGGGAAAGAAAGAUAAAGAGGAAGUACACAGAGGAGGCUCCGCUUUAUUAUCCAACUUCGCUGUCGAAAAUUAAUCUUCCAGAGGAAGAGCCUCUGAACACUGCUGUGGUUCGACGAGGACGUAGGAAUAACGACCCUGCGAAGGCUAAAUCGGAAGAAAUGGGAAACGCGGGAAAGUGUGGUCCCUAUUUGUGCACAGGGUACUGGGCGUUUCUGCUGAUGGAGCCCUGUCCUCUUUGCGCCAUGGCACUCUUGCAUUCCAGGGUUCUGAGGAUAUUUUACGGGAUUCCUAACGAGAAUACAGGCGUGUUGGGGUCCAAGACGGUGUUGCACGCUAUACCUGGGUUGAAUCAUCGGUAUCAAGUUUGGAGUGGCGUUCUGGAGCAAGAAUGUCGACAAGCGCUACGAAACAUCGAGCACAGAAAUACGAAUUGACUCACACGGUAUAUCCGCAACAAUUGAUCGUAAUUUUCUAACGAGCAACUAUUCGCGGAACAGCGAAUAACGAAGAUCGUGGAAGCGCAGAGGAGAAUCGCGGGCUGUUUGUAUCUUUGGGAAAAUUAAAAGCAUCGAAAGCGAUCCCGCGUGUUUCGCUGCGAUUCGACGAACACGGUCGUGAUUUUUCUUUCUUAACCUUCGAUAAUGACAUUCACGAAAGAUUCGCCCUUGGCAUUGUCGGGAAGUAAGUUAGUGGAGUCGCGAUGCUAUAACAUCGAUGUAGCAACCGGUUUAUAAUUUCAAUCAAAAGCAGGCGGCGCAGAAGAUCUUACACGUGGUUCGGACGUGCGUUCGUCCAUUAUGAGGCAGAUAUAUGAACGACCUUGGUGUCUUAGUAUAAUUUGCAGAAAUAGAGGUCUCUACUAGUGGCUGCUGCUACGCUCCUUCGUCUACGCGACGAGUUAACACUUACGUCUAUUACACAACCACGCGUUCCCAACGUGGAACGAUCAUAAAAAUCAUUUUUUCGAAUACUUUUGCUUCGGUACCGUUCGAAUUAAAGCUGAUUAGACGUCGCAACGUUCUUCCAGUGAAUCGGUAUAAAAACCGCUCUAACUCCGUUUCAUUUGGCUCUCGGUGGC